UUGAUUAUAUCACUGAAUGCUAUUGAAAAUAUACGUAAAUGUAGUUACAGCAGAUGGUAAAUGUUCAUAAUCCUACAAGUUUAUGAAUACGCAUUUUAUUUUGAAAUCUAUAACCGGAAGUACAUUUUUUCUGGAUAAUUUGACACCUCUGAUGGCAAUUCUCGCAUUUCGGGGAUUUCAUUCAACUACAUUUGUAUUUUGACACUUUGAUUGAGACAGAUUGGGGCUUUCGCGCAGUCUGAAGACAAUUAAAAGUUUUACAGUUAACAGUAUUUGACAGUUGUGGAUGUCCUUUUCUAUUCACGUACGUUACCUGGUACCCGAGCGAGCUAGUUGCUUGCUAGUCAACGAUGCGUGUUUGCGUAGCACAUUUCAUUCAUUUCGGCCAACGCUAGCUUUGCAGUGGCGGUUCACGCUCACCUGACCAGAAUUUGGUCGACUGGAAAACGUUCGCUUCUUUUCGCUGGUGCAGUUGUAUGACAUAGCUCAACUACAGUGUCACUUUGAUUUUCGGUCAAACAGAGAAAUAAUAGUCCUGUGUGUCAACUACUUAGCCACUUUAACUUCAGCUAGUCUGCAAAACGAAUAAGCUUAGAAGGGUGACGUUAACGUUUACUAACUAUUAUGGAUUAUGAACAUAAAGCGAAGGCAGUGGCUGACUGCUUGCUGAGCUACAAGAGGGAUGAGUCCGAGUGGAAAGUCUGCAAGAAAUCGAAUGACGUGGUUGUGUCUUGGCGUCCCUCGUCAGAGUUCCCUGGGAAUGUUUACAAGGGGGAGGGAAUUGUCAGCGGCAGCCUGGAGAAAGUGUGGGAGUGCCUGAAACCAGUACCAAAUGGGCACAGAGUCAAAUGGGACAACAAUGUCAAAAAGUUUGAGCUUUUGGAACAAAUUGCAGAGGACAUCUCCAUCUGCCGAACAGUCACGCCCUCUGCAGCUAUGGGUAUCAUAGCUCCACGAGACUUUGUAGAUGUUAUUUUGGUUAAGCAAUACGAAGAUGGCACAAUUUCAUCAAAUGCCACCAAUGUUAGUCACCCAGGCUGUCCUCCCCAGUCUGGCUAUGUGAGAGGAUUCAACCAUCCAUGUGGUUGCAUCUGUGUCCCCAUCUCAGGGGAGCCCAACAAAACCCAGGUGUUCAGUUUCUUCCAGACAGAUUUGGGUGGCUUUCUCCCCCGCUCCGUGGUUGACUCGUUCUUCCCAUCCAGCAUGGCUGAGUUCUACAGCAACCUGGCUAAGGCUGUUAGAUCUCUCAAGGACCUUUGACACCAGGAGUAAAGAAAUCUACCUUAAAACCUGAGGCCUACUGACUGGUCAGGCCAAAUGUUCAUUCCAUUUUAAACAGUCCAAACUCAACAGCAGUCAGCACACAAAGAUUCUCAAAUGAUCAUUUAAUCCAAAUAGAUCUAAUCCACAAUUUAUGUUUAAUGUACAUUCCUAUAUUCCAAUGUUACUGCAGGAGAAAUCCAGUAAAUCUUCAACAGUCAACACCUGUAAUUUGACUGUUGACACAAUGAACUACAGAUGAGUGAAAAAUUAAAGGAAAAACCUAAAAAUGAGUGGAGAAACAGGAUGACAAUGCCGCUAUCUGUAGCACACAAAGGGUCACAGAAUGGUUUGAUGAAUAUGACAAUGAUGUGAAUCACCAGAUCUCAACCCAGUUGAACAACUAUGGAAGAUUUUGGACUGACGCGUAAGACAGCGCUCUUCACCAUAAUCAAAACACCAAAUGAUUGAAUAUCUUUUGGAAAAAUGGUGUUCCAUCCUUCCAGUAGUUCCAGAGACUUGUAGAAUCUGUGCCAAGGCACACUGCUGUCCUGGCAGCUCAUGGUUGCCCAACACCUACUAAGACAUUUUAUAUUGGUUUUUCCUUUAAUUUGUCACCUGUCUGUAUGUUCAUAGUGAAAACUUUGAAGUAAUUUAAUAAGAGGUAUUAAGUGUAUUUAGCAUAUGAAUACUUUAGUUAUAGCCAAAAACGUGUUUUGUGAGAUCAAAGCGACCUUGACCUUUGACCCUUGACCCCCAAUAUCUAAUCAGCUCAUCCUUGACUCCAAGUGAACUUUUUGUGCCAAAUUUGAAGAAAUUCCCUCAAGGUGUUCCUGAGAUGUCAUGUUCACGAGAAUGGGAUGGGUAGGCGUAUGGACGGACAACAUAAUGCGACCAGUCAUGGCUGUCGCCAGCACGGAGGCAUAAAAAUGCAAAAAUAAUGAGGGCUUCCAUUUGACAAAACCAGUCCCUUUAUAUCCGUAUCUAGGAUGAAUUUAUUUGUCCUGAAGAUUGAAAAUAGAUAUAAAAUCUAUAUUUGUACAUGUGCUAAAAGUGAAGAAUAUCUUUCCUUUUUACUAUAAUGAUGUGACACCAGACAUUCCUCUUCUAACUGCAUACUUGAUUGUGUACAGUAAACAUGCAUAUUGCAGUGUUUCCAAAACAUGGAAUUAUUUGUGGUGGCCCACCACAAUA
Messenger RNA from Xiphias gladius (swordfish), 2454 nucleotides. RefSeq names its product StAR-related lipid transfer (START) domain containing 5 (gene stard5). Gene Ontology annotation, molecular function: lipid binding. The record is from RefSeq and is a predicted model, not a curated record. Lineage: Eukaryota; Metazoa; Chordata; Actinopteri; Istiophoriformes; Xiphiidae. The transcript has 6 exons. Bases 625 to 1260 code for a protein of 211 amino acids.